AUGAAUUAUACAAACGAUUAUGAAAAUAUACCAGAGAAUGCUACCUUGUCUACUAGUUCAAAUGACUAUCAUCCUUACCAGUUAUUCACAGACAACACCAGAUCAGAAUUUACUCCCAUGAUAUUCCAUACAGCUCCAAUGAAUGAAACAAAUAACGAUAUGGAAUUGAUGCAACAUGUUCAUGAUUAUAAUCUGGAUAUCGUACCUCCUCCCUUUCCUUCUUCUCCUUGUAAGGAUACUCAAUCUCAACGUGGUAUUGCUGGAUUCGUAUCAAAACUAUACCAAUGUCUUCAAGCACCAGAAAGUGACCAAAAAUAUGCUCGAUGGUGUAAACAUCAAGGAAGAGACAUGUUUAUUAUUGAGUGCAUUCCAGAGUUUACCGAGACCGUACUACCACGUCUUUUUAAACACUGUAAAUUUCCUUCAUUUGUACGCCAAUUAAAUAUCUAUGGUUUCCAAAGAGAUACCGACGCAAGAAAAUCAAAAGACAGCAAAGACAGGGAAUCAUGUCGGUGGUAUCAUCCCUACUUUCGACCCGGUCGUCGUGAUCUGUUUCAUCUGAUUCGAAGAAAAGCGACUCGAUAUACAAGAAGAAAGCGAGCCAAGCAAGAAGAAGAUCCCGAGACCAUCUUGAAUAUCGAAGGAGAUGACGAGUCAGCGUUUGAGGAGGACGCACAGACAGUCAAGAGCAAUAACAACAAUAACCGCCGCUCAUCUUCUUCGGCCUCGUCCGUGCGUCUGCCAGAGUAUUACCCUCCUCCGUCCCAGCUGCAACUGACUUAUGAGCCUCCGGCUGCAAAUACAUCAAGCGCCUUGAUGCAUAUACCUCUCAUGGAACAACCUAUAGAACAACAAGAGCCAGCGACAGAGGCGGUCGACGACAAGGAAGCAGACAUACAUAGUCAUCCUGAUGAACCCAACAUAGAAUCAAUCACCAAACAAGAGCUUCGAUUACAGCUCUAUCACGUCAAACGACAGUGCCAGCAAAUGCACGGUUAUUAUGAUGAGCAACUGAACGCCGCUCGAUUAAAAAUACAAGAGCAGCAAUUGCGUAUACAGCAGCUCGAGAGCGCUCUCAGUAUCACAGAGCAACACGCAGUGAAACCGAACAUUGUUCAACGCCCUUCAGGUGGUUACAUAAAUACAAUGUGUACAACUUCUCUUCAACCCAAUUGCUAUACCCAGCCACCUCCAUCAAUGUACGAACUCCCAAAGUUAUCUCAACCAUUUUAUUUUCAUAGCAACAACCAUCAUUCAGACACCAAUACCAACUCUUGCUUAAUGAAGCCCUCUUAUGUCAAAGUCAAAAAAGAAUGA
Rhizopus microsporus ATCC 52813 is the source of this 1317-nucleotide messenger RNA. RefSeq lists its product as uncharacterized. NCBI's taxonomy places the organism in Eukaryota, Fungi, Mucoromycota, Mucoromycetes, Mucorales, Rhizopodaceae. Bases 1 to 1317 code for a protein of 438 amino acids. The transcript is spliced from 4 exons. The record is from RefSeq and is a predicted model, not a curated record. Gene Ontology annotation, biological process: regulation of DNA-templated transcription. Gene Ontology annotation, molecular function: DNA-binding transcription factor activity; sequence-specific DNA binding.